This is a messenger RNA of Cebus imitator (Panamanian white-faced capuchin), 4668 nucleotides long. RefSeq names its product LIM zinc finger domain containing 1 (gene LIMS1). The transcript has 11 exons. Gene Ontology annotation, cellular component: cytoplasm; cell-cell junction; focal adhesion. Lineage: Eukaryota; Metazoa; Chordata; Mammalia; Primates; Cebidae. Gene Ontology annotation, biological process: cell-cell adhesion; cell-cell junction organization; positive regulation of integrin-mediated signaling pathway. The record is from RefSeq and is a predicted model, not a curated record. The coding region runs from base 852 to 1862 and encodes 336 amino acids.
UCCCAGGAGGUGACUCAGUCAGCUAUGUGUGGCCUCGGUGCUUUUUCUCUGCAUUGUGUUUGUCAGGGAUAUCUGGGACAGAAAGAAUAGUUUCCGCUGCUCUGGCAGCCAGAGCCUGGAGUGCCCGUCUCUAAGCUGGCCUGCGCCUUGCCACCGGAAGAUGUAAUAUAAAGUAGCUGCUUGACCCCAAAGUAGCAUUCAGAGGACACAUAAAGAAGCUCCAUUAAUUCAAACAUGUAGAUAUUGUAGAGAUCCAGAGGGCCAGAGUCUGUCAUUUGUUUAAAGUUACCUGUUUCUAUGCUGAUCAUUAUUCCUUUUUCUAAAUAUUUGUCUGCAUGUUAUAUGUGCUUUGAAUAAGUUUUUGGGUGAAUUUCUUAAAUUCAUGAAGUAUAUAAAGUAACUUAACAGGAUAUGAGUUAUGACAUUUAGGGGUGUUGUCCUGUUGCUUCAGAACAGUGGGGUUAUCAUGUAACACACCAUGUCACGUGAUUUGACUAAAUACAGGGAAAAAAAAACCUCAACUUGGUUUCAUUGGCUCAAAUAUAGUUCAAGACAAUGGAGACAAAACUAAGAUGAGGAAGUUCUAUACAGUUUAGGAAAUAGGAGCUUUCAAAGAUAACUCACAGUGAUGUGAAACUGGCCUCCCAAACCCUGAUAAGUAAGUUAAAUAAGAGUAGGGGCCAGGAGGAGGGUUCUUUACUCUUAAAUUAAGAGAAGGGGAUCUGGAGGUGCCUGAGGUAGAGUGUUAGGUUUACAGACCUGGCCUGUGUAUGUAAGGUGGAGUGGAAGUUUGAGAAAAGUUUAAGAGAAGAAAUGGAUGUGAUCGCCUAAAUCAGCCAAAUACAGGCAACAUGGCCAAUGCCCUGGCCAGCGCCACUUGUGAGCGCUGCAGGGGCGGCUUUGCACCCGCUGAGAAGAUCGUGAACAGUAACGGGGAGCUGUACCAUGAGCAGUGUUUCGUGUGCGCUCAGUGCUUCCAGCAAUUCCCAGAAGGACUCUUCUAUGAGUUUGAAGGAAGAAAGUACUGUGAACAUGACUUUCAGAUGCUCUUUGCCCCUUGCUGUCAUCAGUGUGGUGAAUUCAUCAUUGGCCGAGUUAUCAAAGCCAUGAAUAACAGCUGGCAUCCGGAGUGCUUCCGCUGUGACCUCUGCCAGGAAGUUCUGGCAGAUAUCGGGUUUGUCAAGAAUGCUGGGAGACACCUGUGUCGCCCCUGUCAUAAUCGUGAGAAAGCCAGAGGCCUUGGGAAAUACAUCUGCCAGAAAUGCCAUGCCAUCAUCGACGAGCAGCCUCUGAUAUUCAAGAAUGACCCCUACCACCCAGAUCAUUUCAACUGCGCCAACUGCGGGAAGGAGCUGACUGCCGAUGCACGGGAACUCAAAGGGGAGCUGUACUGCCUUCCAUGCCAUGAUAAAAUGGGGGUCCCCAUCUGCGGUGCUUGCCGACGGCCCAUUGAAGGGCGCGUGGUGAAUGCCAUGGGCAAGCAGUGGCAUGUGGAGCAUUUUGUUUGUGCCAAGUGUGAGAAACCCUUCCUUGGACAUCGCCAUUAUGAGAGGAAAGGCCUGGCAUAUUGUGAAACCCACUAUAACCAGCUAUUUGGUGAUGUUUGCUUUCACUGCAAUCGUGUUAUAGAAGGUGAUGUGGUCUCUGCUCUUAAUAAGGCCUGGUGCGUGAACUGCUUUGCCUGUUCUACCUGCAACACUAAAUUAACACUCAAGGAUAAAUUUGUUGAAAUUGACCUAAAGCCAGUCUGCAAACACUGUUAUGAGAAAAUGCCAGAAGAAUUUAAGAGGCGACUUGCCAAACGGGAGAGAGAAGCAAAGGAUAAGGACAAGCAGAAAAAGAAAAAGCCAGUCUGUUUGUAAACUUUUCUAUCCCUCUGUCAUCAUUUUCACUACUUUCUCCUUUGGAAUAAGUUUGUGGAGUUUGACAUGAAGCCAGUCUGCAAGAAGUGCUAUGAGAAAUUUCCAUUGGAGCUGAAGAAAAGACUUAAGAAACUAGCUGAGACCUUAGGAAGGAAAUAAGUUCCUUUAUUUUACUUUUUCUUUUCUUUGCAAGAUAAGAGAUUACCAACAUUGCUUGUCUUGAUCUACCCAUAUUUAAAGCUAUAUCUCAAAGCAGUUGAGAGAGAAGAGGACCUAUAUGAAUUGUUUUAUGUCAUUUUUUUCAUUAAGAAAAAAAAAUUUUGUAAUCGUGUUUAAAAUACAGAUGAAGUCAGUAUUUGCCUUUGUCAACCCUUAUCCAUUUGUUGACAUGUAGACUAUUUACAAAAAACACAUGGUUAAAUGUUAGAUUUUAAUUAAGGCCCCCCAAAAUUAAAUAUAACUUUUUUUAAAUGACAGGAGUCAGCUUUUACAUGACUCAAUUGAAAAAAAAAAAAACAGUAUAAACAUUAAUUUACUUUGUAUUCAAAAGAAAAUUCCAACUGCUGUUGGGGAAGGAUACAGAGAAGAAAAAUAACCAUGCAAGAAAAACAAAAACAAGAAAAAUGAGUCUUAUACAGUCUUAGUAUAUUUAUCAAAGUAGUAGCUAUAAAGUGAAUAUAUACAUUACUAAGACAAAAAAUAAAAGUAUAAUUCAGAACUACUUGACUUUUUUUAGUUAAAUGCAGUAAUUAUUAUGCUUAGUUUUAUAAUCUGCCCUCCUUCUGAAUUUUUCCUUCAAAUGAUUACUUAACACAGUAGUUAUAGCUAGCUAGUAGGAUGUCUUUUAAAUUUUUGUGCAAAAAAGAUGUAUACCAGGUAUUUGAAAAUAUACAAUAUUGGAAAAUGAAGUAUUUUUAAUGUAUUAACAGCAACUGUCCUCCUAAGCUUAAUGUCAAGCAUGUAGUCUUAGAAUAGGGCAUGAAAUUAAAUUGUAUGUAGCUUGGAAUCUAUUGCUUCAGAAAAGUGAAUGCGUAUGUCAGUCAUAUUGCCUUCAUAACCAUGCUAGUAUCUAUGCAUUAUACAUAUUUAAACUUGCCUUGCCUUAAAAAAAAAAUACGUAAUACAUACUUAAAUCAGGAAUUCUAGCCAUCUCACAGAAUACCAACUAAAACUAAGUACAUUGAGAUCUGAGAUUGGUAAACCCAGAUUCAUUUAACACAGCUUUAAUUAAAUUUUUAAAAAGUCUAUUCUUUUUGGGGGAAACCCAUUGAAGUUAAUUUCUAUUAUCUUAUUAGAAGAGAAUGAUGUUGAUAUGUGUUUCAGAUUUUUCAUUUCAAAUCUUGUAAUUAAUUGGAUUUAUUUAAUAUAAAUAGGAGAUACAAAUAACACUCUUAAAUUGGAAGAGGGGUGUCUUGGUAUUCGUUUUAGGUCAAAAUUAGUGAUUCUAUUUUUAUCAAAAGUUUUAUCCUGAAGUUUCUGGACCACUUUUCCUUAAUAAACUUGUUAAUGGAAAGCGAGCUUUAUGAACAUUUUAAAAAUGUUGCUGCUGCUUUCUUACUUAAAAAGAAAGUUGCCAAGAUAGACUUCUUAGGGAGAAAAAAUUUUUUCCCCAAAAUUGCUGAAAUAUUGUUUUGCCAUUAAAAAAAAAAAAAGUCUCAGGAUAUUACCACUCUGCCAUUAAAUAUUUGUAUGCAUGCAUUAUUUUAAAAUUCUGUGCAUGUACUUUAUGGAGUACAUUCUAUUUUUGUUUUCAGACACCUUACAACCAAUUAUUUUUUUAGUAAUCUUUUAGAAUUAAAACAAUUAUAAAUGAUUUAAAAUAAUAUCACAUAGUUUAAGAUUGUAUAUGUUCAGUAGUGUCAAUCAAUCAUUGCAUUUGACAGUAAGAAUCAAAGUCUCUUCAGUGUGCCUUUGUCAGCUAAUAUGUAACCAGCAGUGAUAACCUUGGGAGUAUUUAUUAAAUAUUAUACUAUGAAUAUAGGCAGAAUAGGACAGAGUUUGCAAUAGAGAGUCUUGAUGCUAAAUUCUCAUAUACCUCUACAUGAGAAAUAUGGAGCAGAAAAACAAGCGUUUGCAUAUAUUCUUCAUCACUUUGAAGAUGCAUGGCCUGAACUCGACUGCUUGUGUCUGUUUACAUAUCAGGCAUAGCCAGGCAUCUCCUGUAGCCGGAGGUUCCACCGCUGUCUUUGCUCAGUCCUCUUUUAAAAUAAGAAUUAGUAUUUUCUAGAAGCUCAACUUGCUAAGCCUCUAAUACUUCAGCGUAGUUUAUCUAGAUAACAGUACUUUCUUCCCUGAUAAAUAAUAUCAUUGGAGCCCUUACAUAUAAGGAGAAGAGGAAGAAGUUGAAAAAGUGUAAGUGGAUUAAAAAAGAAACUUGGUCUAGUUCAUAUUUUUAAUGGCGCUUUCUCUGGCUGCUGGAAAACUUAGGCCAGUAAGCGUCUCUUUGUUUAAAGUCCUACAAGGCAAUUUGAAAUAAUUCAUUGUUCAUGCCAAAAUUCUAAGUACUGUUUUUCUUAACAAGCAUAAUACGAUCAGGAAAAAUGGGUACAAGUAAAAUAUUCUUUGAAUCAUACUCAAAGCCUUAUUAACACUGCACUUGAAUAAUAGGUCAUUUUGCCUCACUCAUUUGCCAAAGUAGCCAUUUCUAAGUUAAGGACAUUUUGAGGAAGGCUGAUAGCCUUGUCGUAUUUCAUUUUAGAUUGUAAGCUCAAUGGCAGGGAUACUAAAUCGAUAAUUGUGUUUUCAUAUAGCAACCACCACAGGUUACUCUUGGUGCUUAAUAAAUGUUUAUAAUCAUUAACAAUAA